Closterium sp. NIES-65 is the source of this 300-nucleotide messenger RNA. The record is from the annotation of a GenBank genome assembly. NCBI's taxonomy places the organism in Eukaryota, Viridiplantae, Streptophyta, Zygnematophyceae, Desmidiales, Closteriaceae.
AUGGGGAUCUUUCUGGACGAGCCCAAGUUCCCGGUGAUCGAUCGCACGCCGUCGUUCGGUCGCACGGUUGGUAACUUCACGUUCAGCGACUACAAAAACGUCGCCACGUUCACCGCCGUGUCGCUACCGUUCGGUUACCUCGCAGGUGGAAGUGCCAACCUGAGGGGGCCCAGCAUGUACUGUGCGGGUAUCCUCGGGCUGAUGGGGGGAUUCAUGUACGCGUACCAGCAGUCUUCUGGGAGGCUCAUGGGCAUGUUCCCGAACAAGUGGGAGGUGGAUCGGGAGAAGUGGAGCAACUAG